AUGAUUCUUGUAUUCGCUGCAAUUCUGGAGUUAGAAGAUGAGGAAGAACGUCGUCGAAGGGAGGAGCAGGCUGCUUUAGAAGCUGAAGACGAUGAUACUGAUUGUGGUGAGACAAUAGGUGGUGAUUUAUCGUAUCCGGACGCUGACAAGCGCUCGGCUAAGAAGAAUAAGGCCAAGAGAAGAAAGGGCAACAAAAAAGGUGGGAGCGGAAGUACUGCAAGUAAGAGAAAGAAGAUGGAUGGGCCGAUGGAUGGUGUCACCGAGUUGUCUCGGAAGGUGUACGAUACCAUGGAAAAGUUAAAGGAGAUUUUCUUCGUUAUUCGUUUGCAUCGGCAUAAUUCUGCCGCAUCUCUUCCUCCUAUAGUUGACCCAGAUUCUCUCGUGCAUUCCGAGCUAAUGGAAAGCCGAGACGCCUUCCUUCAGCUCGCACGCGAGCGGCACCUCGAGUUCUCCAGUCUUCGUAGAGCUAAAUUUUCCUCUAUGGUUCUGCUUUACGAGCUGCACGUUGAGAGCCGACAGAGCUUCAUGUAUACAUGCAACGGCUGCAGCGUCCAAAUCGAGACACGCUGGCAUUGUACUGAAUGUGAAGAAUAUGAUCUUUGUGCCCGCUGCUACAAACGCGAAAAUCAUCCUCAUGUCAUGGUCAAGUAUGGCCUCGGUAUUGACGAAGAGGGUAGCGCCAACGGCGAUGGAGAUCGCUUCGGCUCGUCUAGUGGAGGGGCUGGUUCUGGCGUUAGUGGUGGUGGCAUGGGCACCGGCUCGGGAUCGGGACUUGGGGCUGGAGCUGCAGGUGGCAAUGGAGCUGGGCCUUCAGCAGCCGAUCGACGUAAUAGCAUCGAACGCUGCAUCAAGUCCCUGGUACAUGCUUGUCAGUGUCGUGAUGCAAACUGCCGGAUGCAGACUUGCACACAAAUGAAGCGCGUACUCUGCCACGCUCGAAGUUGCACUAAAAAAGCAACUGGACAAUGUGUACUCUGUAAGCAGCUACUUUCGCUCUGCUGGCAUCAUGCUCGAUGCUGUGAGGAGACGAAGUGCUCGGUGCCAUUCUGCCUUAAUAUCAAAUACCGGGUGAAGCAGCAGCUGCUGCAACAGCGUUGGCACAACACUAAAUUACUUCGUCGCAGAAUUUCCACAAUGCAUCGUGGUGAUGGUGGGAGCAGUCACUCUGGGCCGCAUCAUUCCUAUUCUACUGGCUCGAGCGGCUCUUCAGAGCCACAGGUUGUCCAUCAUUACCAGGGUCCCUCUGCUAAUGCUACAUCCAUUUCGGCUUCUGCGGUCACAGCUAGUGCAAAUACUACGGUUCCUGUUCUUUCCUACCACUCCGCGAAUCAGACCCAGCAGCUAAACCCUCUCCCUGAAACCGCAAGUUCUUCAUCUCCAUUGGUUUCUGCAUCUGCGACUUCGGUCAUUGCUUCCUCCAUAGCUUACUCGCAACAGCAAGCUCUACAGCCAACAAAUCCUAUUGUCAGUGGCGCCUCUAUGCAAGUCCGGCCCACUGCCAGUGCUUCAAAUACUUCCGUAUUGGCGCCUAACAAUGCUGGCAUGGCGUCGAUGGCGAGUGCUGCGCCUCGGGUAGUUAUGCAACAA
Molecule: messenger RNA, 1587 nt
Organism: Protopolystoma xenopodis
Lineage: Eukaryota; Metazoa; Platyhelminthes; Monogenea; Polystomatidea; Polystomatidae
Source: the annotation of a GenBank genome assembly